GGCCUACUCCGCCUCCUUCAGCCUCUCUAAGCGCCACGCUCGCGUUUGGGAAGCCACCGAGGAGAGAGAGAGCCUUGGCAGCGCCCAGGAAAGAGCGAGGCGGGGAACGUCGUCAGGUCUUUUUGGACUUACAGAGACCCUGUCCUGGGUUCAGAAGAAGAUUUGCCCAUGCCUGUCUUCCCCCGAGGCUGAGAAGAUGUGACUUGCCCAAGGUUACCCAGUGAACAUUGUAUCCUUGGUUCAUGAAUAUCACCAUCAAGCUAAACAAAUGAAAAAAAAUCCAGACUGGUUGCUCAGGAGGAGAUACAAACAAGGUUUUUUGUCUGGAUAUAUGGUCUUUAAAAAUGCCUUUCUUUUGCUCUUGACAUAACUAUCAUCAUGUGAUAAAAAACCCACACACAAAAGAUUAUUUUGAGAAGGAAAAUGCCAAAGAAAAAGAAAAAUCUAAGUGUGAGUCCAUCGAAAAAGAUCAAAAACUCAGAGACAGUUCCAGCUGGCUUUAUGCCUUCAACAGUAGAUCAAGCAAUGUUACGAAUGCCACAUGGAAUCAAGAAAGAGGAGCUCAUCAGUAAUCUUUCAGAAAUAUUUUCUGACUUGGAUCCCACUGUCAUUUACAUGGUGCUGUCUGAAUGUGAUUUCCGAGUGGAAGACACAAUGGAUUAUCUACUGGAGUUGUCCACAGCUGCAAAGGAAAUAACAUCUGAAGUCUCAGGUUUUGAUUCCAUAUCUACAUCGCUGGUUGGUGAAAAUCAGCUAUGCUCUGAAACAGAGGGCCAAAGUUCUACUGCAAUAAAAACUGUGAGCUCUAGUAAAGAAUCUGAAAAGUCUUUGUCAUCUGAAGAACUAUUUUACUUGCUACAUGAUUCUUUGGAGGAACAUAAUGUAGAUAGUGAAAUGAAGGAUUCAGAAAAUAACCACAUCUCAGGUAAUCUUUCUCUGGCCUUUUAUUAUAAUAGUUCUGACUGUGUUAAGGAGUCAUCUCAGAAUGCAGAAUCCAUUUCGGGUUAUAAUGCCACGCUUUCUUCACAACAAAUGGAAACAGACAGUGAAAAAUUGGAAAGCACCUUUGCUUUGUUAAAUCCAGAUUACUACAAAUCCUCUGAACUGAUUUGUAGAAAACCAAGUGUUCAGACAAAGGAUGGCCCAUUAGAUGAGACAGAUAUCUUUGCACCAGUCCCUGAGAGGUAUAGUUUGCCUGCAGUAGUACUUGACAGUGGUGCAGUGCCAGAAGAUAUUACCCUAGCCAACAUGGAAGUGUCUGAUACUGACCCAUCUCAAACACACAAUGUUUUUUUGGACCUUACAACUGUAAAUGGAACACCAACCCAACAGUGCCAGGGACUUGGUGAAUGUGAAACAGGUACAUCAGACAGUUUUAAUUCACAGAGUACUGAAAAUCAGGAACAUGCAAACGCUACAUAUCACAGUCCUAAAAAUGCUGCUGUGCCUGAUCUAUGUGCUGGAUCCAGUUUAACAUUAACACCUUUUACAAAUGUUGACCCAUCUCAGCAGCCAUGGAAUUCAGAAUUUUCUGUGAUUCAGAAGCAUUCAUGGGAGCCUAUUUUUUAUCCUUCAUUUUAUCCUCAAACUACAAGUCACAGCUUUGUAACUCCAGUUGCGAUCAGCCCUGGGAAGUGGAGGCCUGCUUCAGAUUUCAGGAGUCUUAGAAAAAUAUGUUCCUCUCAAGCAUUUCCACAAUCCUGGGGCAGCUCUUAUGUGCCAGAGGUAUUGGAAAAUAAAGAUGGAAGUCAAAAAAUGAACUUCUCUCAAAGACACCAGCUUCCUGGUUGCCACUCGGCGAGAAGAAAGACUAUUUUUGCAGGCCAUGUCCUUGUUCUUCUUAGAGGGGUUCCAGGGUCUGGCAAAUCAUACUUGGCAAGGGCUCUGCUUGAAGAUAAUCCUGAUGGAAUCAUCCUGAGUACAGAUGAUUAUUUUUACCAAAAAAAUGGGGAGUACCAAUUUGAUGUUGAUUGUUUAGCAGAAGCACAUGAAUGGAAUCGAAAACGAGCCAAAGAAGCGUUUGAAAAAAGGAUCACUCCUAUAAUAAUAGACAACACGAACACUCAGGCUUGGGAAAUGAAGCCUUAUGUUGCCUUGUCACAGCAACACAAAUAUAAAGUUAUAUUUCGUGAACCAGAUACGUGGUGGAAGUUUAAACCAAAAGAACUGGAAAGGCGAAAUAUUCAUGGUGUGUCUAAAGAAAAAAUUAAAAAAAUGUUGGAGCGGUAUGAACGUUGCCUGACUGUUAAUUCAAUUUUGAAUUCUUCAAUCCCCGAUGAAUUGAAAAGUGCAACCUGUGAUGAAGUCCUUCAUCAGAAAAAAGAACAGGGGAAAGAAAAUAUAUGUUCUUAUGGAAGAAAUGAAGAACCUUUCUUUUCACUUUUAAAAUAUGUGGAUGACAACUAUCUCUCAGAGAAAGUUGCAGUGGAAAAUCAGAAUCUUGAGAAGGAAAAGUAUGACUUUGGAUAUAAUUUACACGAAUGUAAUUCUGAAUACAGAGUCCCUCAGGAUGACUUGGAUGUUUGUACAUCGCCAAGAAAAGACAAAAUGGAUUCUGUUUUUGAAACAGAACUCAUUAAAACUGACAUACCAAAAGGGAAGGAAAUCUCAGAUUUCUGUGUCAAUGAAAACAUUCAGGAAUACAGCAACAAUGACUUAAAAGCUCAAGUAGAAAUGAAUCAGUCCACUGAAGUACUAAUAGAAACAAAAUCAGGAGAGAAACAAACAAUGGAUGGGGGAGAUUUAACUUUAAACAAAUCAGUAAGGCCAGAGGUGUUCAAUUUUGUGGGAGACUGGCCGAUAGAACAAACUAUGGGGCAAAGGGUGAAAAGAGCCAGAAAAUUAGAAAAACUUACAAAGAAUCACAAAGAGGAUAAAGAUGCAAACUUGCCCACUUUUGAUUCCUUAAAGAUUCCAAGUGAAGGUGAAAAAUUGGACUUGAUAGAUGCUUCGAAGGAGAUGGUGCUUUCUGUAAAUAAGGAGCACGACAGUCACCAAAUCUCUGCCUCUAUGUCCAAUGUUUAUACAGAAAAGGAUACAUCAGGAUUGGUGGUUGUAGGAGACUGGCCUGUUCAAAACUCUCUAGAACAAAGGCAACACAAACUUAAAAGAAUACCUAAGAAAAUCCUUAGUGAAUCAGAAGAGAUUGGAAGUAGUCAAUGUGAUAACAGUAUAAAUAUCCAAAGUGCAGUGGCUGACCUUUCAGGCACAUCUGCAAGUACUGACAAGAAGGAAAGUGUUCAUGCAUCUAAUAGCUCAGACACUGUUCAUGACAAGAAGCCAGUACAAAAUAAAAAAAUACGGAAGCACCAUAAAUUAGCCCUAACAUUUACCAAUAAUUUGGCCCAUAGCAAACCAGAGGAACAGUUGACUCUGUUUAAUGUGCUUGAAGAGAAACCUGAUGAAUGCAUCAUGACAGAAACCAACAAGCAUUCACAAACAGAGCCUCAAGAUUUUGCUCUUCUUUGGAGGCUUGAAAGGAAAAUCAUUGUUUCGCAAGAUACCAAAGUUUUACAUGGUAGGCUAGAUGGAUUCAUACCAAAAGAUGUUGAUGCCACAUGUCCAGAAAAAAUACCUUAUAAAGUAACUUAUGAGAAAAGCACAUAUGUGGAAGAAAGUGAACUUGUCAGUGUUGAUGAAUCUGAGAAUCUAGAUAUUUUGUGUAAACUCUUUGGAUCCUUCUCAUUUGAUGCACUAAAAGACUUGUAUGAAAGAUGUAACAGGGACAUUGAUUGGACUACAGGAAUCCUGUUAGAUUCUGAUGAGAAGUUAUGCAAAGAUGAUAACAUUGGAUGCUUGCAGAAAGGAGAGGCUCAAUUUUCUGCCAUGUCUCAGUCCAAGGAAAAUACUGGUGGUGAAGGGAAUGUUGCAGACUUUGAAGAAACCAAGCAAGAAACUGUGAGUGUGUCUUCUAGAUAUAUCACAGAUUCUGAAAUAAUUGCUAAUUCAGUUGAUAAUGGACAUCUUAAAACAUCAGACGCUUUCAAGAAAAAUGCUGAAAUAUCCAACAUGUUAGCAGAUAUGUUGCUUACUCCCUCAGAAAUAAACAAAGGUUCUGACCAAGCUCUUCCAGAAGAAUCAAAAGAGGACACCUCUGUCUUAGAUUGUAUGAAAACACAUGCAAAAGAGAUGUAUUCUGUUAUUCUGUCAGAAAAUGCGCAUCAGAACAUACCUUUACAUACUGAAAAGGAUGUAUGUGUUCCUGUGGUGGUACCUGAUGAUUUUAAUGGAGACUUCAGCACUUUGAAACCUACUUUUGAUAUGGUAACUGGUAAUUCAUCUUCAGAAGAGUGUCAGGAGUGUUCAGUAGUAAAAGAUACAGAUGUUCAGGAGCUGUUGUCUGACCUAAUGCAAACAGAAAAUUUGGAAAAUAAUGGAGGCAGAUUGGAAGAACACAAAGAAAUGGAUUCUAAACCACUGUUUUCAAAACAAGCAGAAAAUAAACAGAACAAAAAGCAUACUCAAGGUGAUGACAUAACCAAGAUACUGAACCCCACACCUGCAUCAAAUCCUGUCAGCAUAGAUUGUCUGGAACUGACCUUACCUCCAGAAUUAGCCAUUCAAUUAAGUGAAAUAUUUGGACCUGUUGGUGUUGAUUCAGGAUCACUAACCUCUGAAGAUUAUGUGGUUCAUAUUGAUCUUAAUUUGGCCAGAGAAAUUCAUGAGAAAUGGAAAGCAUCUAUUAUGAAAAGUCAAAAGAGAGAAGAGGAAUUGAACAAGCUCCUUGAAGAAAAUCCUAUGCUAUUUGAGCACUUACAUCUAGAUGAGCUGGACAGUGUCCUCUCUCAGCAUACGAACAGUCAAGGAAAAAAUACUGAAAAACCACUCAUUGAUGAACUGGCUGGAAAUGCAGCAGCUUCAGACAUUUUUCCUUUCAUGGAUCAUUGGAAUGUCCAGACACAGAAAGUAUCACUUCGUGAGAUUAUGUCUGAAGAAAUAGCCUUGCAAGAAAAGCAUGAGCUGAAAUGUUUUCCUUUCAUGGCUAGAAAAGACUGUGCAGCCAGGCUGAAAGAGAAGCAACUUCUGGAGAUAUUCCCAACCAUAAAUCCAAACUUCCUAAUGGACAUGUUCAAGGACAACAAUUAUUCUUUGGAACAAACUGUCCAGUUUCUGAAUGCAGUUCUGGAAGCUGAUCCAGUAAAAACAGUUGUAGCCAAAGAAACUGCUCAGGGUGCCAUUCUGUCUUCUAACAGUGCUUUGAAGAAAAAGGUCAAAAAAAACAAGGAACCAGAAGACAUUCUCAGUGAGAAUGUUUUUCAAGACUUUGAAUAUCCUGGAUAUGAUGACUUCAGGGCUGAGGCAUUUCUUCACCAGCAGCGUAGACAAGAAAGUCUGAGAAAAGCUGGGGAAGCAUAUCGCAUGGGAAUGAAGCCUGUAGCAGCAUUUUAUGUACAACAGGGUCGCCUUCAUGAGCAAAAAAUGAAAGAAGCAAACCAUGCUGCCGCUUUGCAAAUAUUUGAGAAGGUGAAUGCCUUGAAACUGCCUGAAAAUCUUUUGGACCUGCAUGGUCUUCAUGUGGAUGAAGCUUUGCAUCAUCUGGAUAGAGUACUACAGGAAAAAACAAAAGAGUACAACCUGGCUGGUGGUAAGCCAUAUCUCUACGUGAUCACAGGAAGGGGAAACCAUAGCCAGGGAGGAGUUGCUCGUAUCAAACCAGCCGUUAUGAAAUACCUCACAAACCACAAAUUCAGUUUUGCAGAAAUAAAACCAGGCUGCUUGAAAGUCAUGCUGAAGUAAAUGGAUGUCACUAAGAAGAGGACUGCAAAAGCUGACAUAAUUUCAAAGUUUAUUGGGGUUACCGUGGUACUUUAAAGAACAAUAUUUUGCUGGAAAUGUUUUAACUUAUUUUUAGAAGGCGUUUUUGUCAGCAUCACUUCUCUUUCCCUCACCAAAACUGAAGUGGGUAUUUGUUUUUGAGAGAUUUAUUUUUAUAGACAAUUUGAUGUCAUGAUAUGCAUUGUGAAGAGUCAUGAUAUGCAUUGUACAAGAAGUGAACUUUUAAAGGGAAACAAAGUUCAGUUUUGAAAUACUAUCCUCAGAUUGUGAAAAAAAACUAUUAAUAUCUAGAAUGCAAUGCUUUUUGACAUUUCCUUUUUUGUAUAAGCAUUUUAAAAUAACCCUACUAAGUUUUUAAGAGUACUUCAAAUGUUUUAAAAUAUUCAAAAGGGGUUUUUUUUUUUGGUUGGGAGGGACAAGUUACAGUGGGUCUAGUAGUUAGUGCUAACAACUAUUUUUAUUCUUCUGUUUUCAUGAGUUUCAUUUUUCUCUUUGUGAGGAAGAGAAGAAAGAGAAAGUGUUCUGUAUUAUACAAGAGAAAUAGCAGAUCUUUUACAGCAGUGAAUUAUUUGUCCAAUCCUUUCUGCUUCUUACACUUUCCUUCUUCAUUACUCUAAUACCUUGGAAGCAUUGACAGUAUAGACCAGUGAAAUGAUGAACUUUGUUAUGAAACAACAGAGGUACCUAAUUCUUUUGUCUGCCUAUAUCUGAGUAGUGAAGAGCAGUUUCUGCCACUUAUGAGCUUGUUUGGAGUUUUAUUAUGACUCGAAUGUUUCCCCACAUUCAUCCUAAUUGGAGGUACUGUCAACAUGCAAUAGAGAGAGCCUUUUGUGGACAGGGCUUUCCCUAUCGAUAUCACUGUCAGAGUCUCCCCCAUCAUCACGGAAGAUAUGUGCCAAGAGCACUGAAAUAGAAUGCCCCUUCUCUUGUCAGAUUCUCUUGUCUACUGUAACUCCUUCUUGGGGGAUUGUUUCAAAAUCUUGAAAAAACAAAAUGUAAGGGAACUCUAUAUUUUCUAUUUUGCUUUCUUGUUAGAGAAAACACCAGCACAUUGACACCAUGUAAGAGGGUGCAGGUUCAUGUGACAUUAGCAGGAACACAGAUAGAAACAUGUCUUUAGUGACAGCUGCUGCACUGAUGAAAAAAAGUGGUAUCUUCUGAACUGACAUGAGUGUUCAGAUCUCAAGUACAACAAUGUGUGCAUGUGUGUCCCAAUUAUAUCAUCUCCUUUAAAAAUCUUUCUUUGUUGUUGCUAAUAACAGUAGUUUGUGUGGAUUUUUAAAUGUAUGAAUUCAUUGUUGGGAAUAAGUGGCCUCAAAAUAUUUUUAACGUUAAAAAAUAAAUAAAUUGAAAAAUAGAGGAUGAGAUUAGUUAUCAGAUUAACAGGAUUGAAUCUCUCCAGUGAUAUCCAGUGCCUCUGUAAUAAAGAUGGGCAAAGUGUGUCUUGAUGUUUCUGGACUGCAGUUCCCAGCAAUAAUUGCCAUUGGCUAUGCUGCUUAUGUCUGACUGGAAUUGCAGUCCAG
Molecule: messenger RNA, 7298 nt
Organism: Sceloporus undulatus (fence lizard)
Lineage: Eukaryota; Metazoa; Chordata; Lepidosauria; Squamata; Phrynosomatidae
Gene: N4BP2
Product: NEDD4 binding protein 2
Exons: 19
Coding region: 424-5736 (1770 amino acids)
Molecular function (GO): ubiquitin binding
Source: RefSeq, a predicted model, not a curated record